AUGUAUGCGGAUGAUCUUCUUGUGUUUGGGGUUGCCUCUAUACCAAAUGCUAGUAAACUCAAGGAUGCUCUGGAUCUCUUUGCCAACUCUUCCGGUCUUCAUGUUAAUCUUGAUAAAAGCACAAUUAUCUUCAACAAGAAUGCCACCUUCGAAUGUGAAAACUCAGCUCUUUUGGGGAUUCAGAGGAGGGAUUCUUUCCUUACUUAUCUUGGAUUACCUAUCUCUCCUUCCAACCUUAAGCACAUCCAUUUCUCUCCCCUGCUUACUAAAGUUUCUGCGCUUUUGGAUGGUUGGAAAGUGAGGUUCCUCUCUUUUGUUGGACGGGUCCAAUAUCUUAAGUUUACUCUGGCUAACACUAUAGCCUACUGGAUUAGGUGGUCUAUAUUACCUAAGGGUUAUCGUGCUACUUUUUCAAAACUUUGUGCUAGAUUCUUAUAUCAUGGGAAUACUAAUGAGAGGAAGCUUCAACUUUUUUCCUGGAAACUUACUGCCUCUCCUAAAGUUUUUGGUGGCCUUGGUAUUCCAUAUGUGAAGGCUUUAUAUUUUGGUACUUCUUGUGCUUAUAUCUGGCGUAUUUAUAAGAAUAAUACCCUUUUUAGCACUUGGGUGACGGCUAAAUAUGUUUCUCUCUGGAAACCGCCACCUCUUGCUGCUUCGAAAUUAUGGAAGCAGUUAUGUCACACUGCACAGGUUAUUAAAAGCAGGAUUGGCUUUGCUGUUGCACCAUUGUGCCAAUUUUCUAUGUUCUGGGACCCGUGGUGUUUGGGGAAUUUCAUUUCUGAUUUGGUGGAGGAUUGGAACUUUGAUAAUCAAACUGUUGCCAAUUUUAUUGUUAAUGGGGUUUGGUGCUUCCCGGAUUUCAUUCCUGAAGGUGUCAGGAAUUUCAUUAGUGGUAUCACUAUUCUUGAGCAACCGGAUAUUCUCCUGGAUGGCUCCAACUCCCCUUCUCUUCAGAACUUUACUGCCAUCCUUUACGCCAAUCUGAAUUCUGUUAACUGGUGUAAAUUCAUUUUGCAUAAGAAAUAUUCUAUGCGGUUCUCUUGCUACUCCUGGAUGGCGGUUCAUGGGAGGUUCAAAUGUGCGGAUGUGUUAUUGGCCCGUGGCAUUGUUGUUGAUCCUCUUUUCUUGUUUUGCAAAUCUUUUCCGGAAUCUCACCAGCACUUGUUUUUCAAUUGUGAUUUUUCUUUCACUGUUAUUCCGGAGUUAAUGCCUCUUUUUGGGAGGUUUUUUCUUAGGCCCACUCUGUUGCAAGCAUUUGAUUUUCUGGAGAAUGUUCCUGCCUUCAAUUGUUUGGAGAAACAAUUCUGUUUCCUUCUCUUAAACUGCACCAUUUAUCAUUUAUGGAGAGAAAGAAACAACAGGUGUUUCUCUCAUACCUGGAGAUCUCCAUAUACUGUUGGACUGGUUAUUAAAGAGGCUUUUUUGGCAAAAACUAAAAUGUGGAAGAAUGGAGAUCAGCUCAAAGAUAAGUUUCCUGGUUUUUUCUAG
Molecule: messenger RNA, 1488 nt
Organism: Dendrobium catenatum
Lineage: Eukaryota; Viridiplantae; Streptophyta; Magnoliopsida; Asparagales; Orchidaceae
Exons: 1
Coding region: 1-1488 (495 amino acids)
Source: RefSeq, a predicted model, not a curated record